Messenger RNA from Arctia plantaginis, 228 nucleotides. NCBI's taxonomy places the organism in Eukaryota, Metazoa, Arthropoda, Insecta, Lepidoptera, Erebidae. The record is from the annotation of a GenBank genome assembly.
AUGUUCAGUUGGCGCAGAUUGUACAGUAAUGGAAGAACGGCUGACUGUGUUGAAGAUAAUCACGUAGAGUUGCCUGCUGAUACGAGGCAGCUAGUGUACAAUGUUUACGUCUACUUUAGUAGAAGGCCAGGGAGGAGUGCCAAGGCAGCACUCUCUAAAACAGCGAGUGCCACAAUGAUACCAAGGGACAUUGUUGCCGAAAUCGUAAGAGAUAAAUAUCGAGAAUGA